AUGUUAAAAACAAGUCGAUUUGUAAGAAAAAGAAUUGAAACAAGGCUUUUUACAGCUGAUACUUGGAAGCCAGUUUUGUUGAAUAAAGCGAUCUUCUCGGACAAGCCGUAUAAUUUGAGCGAAGUCACAAAAGGAAACAGUACAAUAUCAUAUCAUCAACGAACACAAAUAGAAGAGGAAUAUCUCAUGAUGACUCUCCAAACAGAAUCGCCUCUCGUCCUGACCUGCGUGUCAAAGUACUGCAAUCAAUGUUCCUUUGCCUCUUCGGAAAUGGGAGUCCUCUCGCGCGCGCAGCCCAAAGUCCGCUACUUGACAGUCGACAUCGAGGAUCAUCCAUACAUCGUCGACGAUCUAAAGAUCGACGCUGUCCCGACCUACUGCAUCUUCGUCAAUCGAAAAGAAGUCUUCAGAAUAACGGGAAGAAUGAACACUGCUGGAAUUCAGUCGCUCUUCGAAGCGUUGAAUACUUACGCCCAAUUUCCACUCGAUAAAGUUGAGAAAAAAGAUAGCGGAAUGAACGAUUUCAAGUUUUUUCCGGUUGAGCCGUAUGGAGUCGUCGAAAAUUGGGACUUGGACCGAAAGACACAACUUUUACGGACAAUCGCGCAUAAUAUCGGAGCUGGAAUAAGUCAUACAGAAAGAACGAUGGUAAGAAAGAACCCUCUUGAGCUGAAGAAAUCGACGGGAUUGCUGGCAGAGCAGAAGGCGAAAUUAACCGUUUUGGACGAGCUUCGAAACUUGCAGCCAGGAGAGUCGGGCUAUUCAGCGCUGGACAGUAUUUUCUACGAUUUAAUUCACGAGUUGAGGCAAAAUGCCUGGGCUCGCAAACCUCCUACGUUUUUCAAAGGAAAUGAUCGAGAAAAGGACAAAACAUCUCGUCAAUUUUCACUCGAAAUUGGUUCACCAGCGCAUACGAUUUCUCUCCAGCUUGCAAAGCAGAUUCAAGACGACUUUCUCGCGGAUCCGAAAGUGUCAAAUAUGAUCAAGUAUCAACGAAAUAUGGCGACUGUUAUGGACGAUUAUGACGAGGGAGACGCAUCGCUAGAAUAUGAAUUCUCGUCCGUUAUUGCUCGACGAAAGGUAGAACCGGGCAUUGUUUCGACUGUUGAAUGUUCUAGGGUCGAUUUUUGCAAAACUGUCGUCCGAAAAAAUCCCCUUCCUGGCGAUUAA
Messenger RNA from Oikopleura dioica, 1170 nucleotides. The record is from the annotation of a GenBank genome assembly. NCBI's taxonomy places the organism in Eukaryota, Metazoa, Chordata, Appendicularia, Copelata, Oikopleuridae.